Messenger RNA from Laccaria bicolor S238N-H82, 539 nucleotides. RefSeq lists its product as uncharacterized. Lineage: Eukaryota; Fungi; Basidiomycota; Agaricomycetes; Agaricales; Hydnangiaceae. The coding region runs from base 1 to 312 and encodes 103 amino acids. The transcript is spliced from 4 exons. The record is from RefSeq and is a predicted model, not a curated record.
AUGCCUCUCUCGCAACUCCAUUUACCCUCCUUCACUGUUGUCCUGACCUCGGACCAUAGCUCCACGAUCCUCAGAGAUUAUCAACGAGCGCAAAGUCGCGAAAUUCAAAUCCCUAUUUUUGGGCCACAAGACGACGGUCUAUUGGAUACCAUGGACAUGCGAACGCCGACAGGUUUUGCUGUCUAUAGAUGCGAGUACGCACGCGACCAAGAUACAGCCACCCUCUUUGAAGAUGAUAUCCAGACGGUGGAUGCGAAAGGGUCCUAUUGGCGUCGUUUGAAGAUGUUCUGCAAGGGUUUGGGACGCAAGUAGAUGCAUUUCCGAGUCCAAGUGGAUUGCUUUCUGGCCAUCGGACGUGGCCAUGGACGAGCGCCUAUUUGUCUUCCCACUUUUCUAUCUUGUUGUUGCGCCUUGCUAUCUUGUCAUUGCUGUCUUCGUUGUCAUCGAGAAAAAACUGACCCUCACGUUCAUUCAAAUCAACUAUCUUUAUCAUCUGUUCAUAGUUUAGCACCGUUCUCCUGCAAUCAUUGACUUAUGCC